AUGGGAACUCCGCCGUUGCCGGCGCCAAGUCCGGAUGAGAAACGAGGACGGUUGGAGACCGUGGCAAGUUUCCGUAAAACUCCGUCACUUGCCACUCCUGGCAUUGACGCCAUCCAAAAUUAUACCGGUUCGGUCGUCGCCCGGGUUACCAAGGGCCGCGCAGGCUGUGGGCGGACUGAGGCAGACUGCGAAAAGUCGGCGAUCAGAACCUGCUCAUUGCCCUCUGCCAGAGGGGGCGUGGCAGCACAACGACGGCUGACGAAGACCGACGCAACGACGACGAAGAUAAAACUCAGCAACGGAGUCAUUGUUGAGAAAUCGUGGGAGUACGCCCAGCCGGUGUACAUGUGUUUUGUGGACCGAGAGAAAGCGUAUGACCGUAUCCCACGCCAUAGUCUGUGGACCUGCCUUCGUGCAUACGGGAUUGAUGACAAGUUGCUAGGGGCCAUCCAAUCGCUGUAUUCUGAUAGCAGGUGCUGUGUCAGCGUUAAUGGCGUUAAGUCGAAACCAUUCAACGUUCGCACUGGUCACCGCCAAGGCUGCGUCCUGUCCCCUAUUCUGUUUGUGUUGUACAUGAGUAGAAUAGCCAGGCACUGCCAAGGUGAUGAGGGUAUCGCAUCUUCUGAAACUGAUCUCCAGUGCUCCUUAGAAAGGCUCGCAGCCGAGUGCGUCGUGACCGGCAUGCGUGUGAACGCAUAUAAAAUGAAUGGCCUAGUACUUUCUCGUUUUCCUGCCCGUUGCUGUAUUCAGAUUAACGGAGAGGCAGUGGAGCAGGUGGAGAAGUUCAAGUACCUCGGAUCUGUGUUUACUAGUGAUGGAAAGCUGGAGGAAGAGAUCGACCUUCGAAUUAGAGUAGGCAGUGGCGUUUUGCGUGAAUUAGCCCGAACCACUGUGACUAAAGCAGAGCUCAGUCUGGAAACUGAGCUCUCAAUAUUCAAGUCGAUCUUUAUCGCCAUUCUUACCUAG
Messenger RNA from Soboliphyme baturini, 966 nucleotides. The record is from the annotation of a GenBank genome assembly. NCBI's taxonomy places the organism in Eukaryota, Metazoa, Nematoda, Enoplea, Dioctophymatida, Soboliphymatidae.